AUGAUCUUUUUAACGCUCAGUGUCAGUGUGAGACAAAACAUCAAAACUAGCAGACCAGUAUGCCAACGAAUCUCAAAGGAAGCCGUAAAUUAGUUUACAUUAAUUUCUGUUUAUUAUGGCUGACAAUUUUUAAUUCAAUUGGCAAAAUUUCAACGGCAGAGUGUGGUUCUCCAUCACUUUCCCUCAAAAGUCACUCUGAAUGGGAAUCGAAAUUUGACCAAUGCCUGGAGACAAAUCGUAAUCUUAGCAAAAUCAUAGUGGAUCUUGAUAAUAAAUUAGACGAAAUCAAAGUUAAAUUCAAACAAACUCAAGAGGCGCUUCUUGAACAAAAAUUGGAAUACAGUGAAAUAACCAAAAUUCUUGCGGAGCAACAAGUAAAGUUGGAACAACAACACCUGCAGCAAAAUCGGAAAUUGUUGCACCUUUAUGAACUGCAAAUUAAGAAGUUGGAUGGACUUCAAGAUCAUAUGAACAACCGAGAAACCAUCAUUAUGAGACGCAUGGAUGGUUCUGUAGAUUUUGUACGAACUUGGAAUGAGUACAAAAAAGGCUUUGGAGAACCCUCUGGGGAGUUUUUUAUAGGUCUUGAACAACUGUACAAACUCACUAAUAGCGCACCCUACAGUCUGCAUAUUGUCUUAGAGGAUUGGGACAAUCAAAGGCGCUAUGCUAAAUACAAUAACUUUGUGAUAGGCAGUGAGAGAGAGCAAUAUAUGCUUCAUAGCUUAGGAACAUAUACGGGCACAGCUGGAAAUGAUUUCUACCUCAACGAAGGUCAAAAGUUCACAACCAUAGAUCGAGACAAUGAUCAACUUGGAAAUAACAAUUGCGCCAUACUCUUUCUUGGAGCCUGGUGGCACAAAGCAUGCUAUUUGUGCAAUCUCUUUGGACCUUACAAAAAGGGAAGAGUUGAUGACAGUGAACUGGGACAGAUCGUACAAUGGCAUUCGUUUAGGGGCAAUGUUACGUCUUUGAAGUUUGCAGAAAUGAAGAUACAACUAAACUAAAGAAAUAAAACAUUGACGAAUAGCAAAUGAAGAACACAAGAAAAGUUAACAAGUAAAAACGACUGUACGACUGAGUCGGACUUUGGAUACACUCCACUAUGGACAUCAAUUACCCUAUUUUAUAAUAACUCUACCAUGUCUAUAUUGGUUCGAUCUGAACAUAUUUGGUUCAGGUACCGAGAAGCCUUAUAAAAGUUAUAGAUUCAAUCUUACCAUAUCAAUUAAUAUUAGAGAAAACGGUAAAUAAAUGAGGCUUUUAUGAGCUAUAUCCAAA
Stomoxys calcitrans (stable fly) is the source of this 1281-nucleotide messenger RNA. RefSeq names its product fibrinogen C domain-containing protein 1. The record is from RefSeq and is a predicted model, not a curated record. The transcript is spliced from 3 exons. The coding region runs from base 60 to 1007 and encodes 315 amino acids. NCBI's taxonomy places the organism in Eukaryota, Metazoa, Arthropoda, Insecta, Diptera, Muscidae.